Messenger RNA from Jatropha curcas, 933 nucleotides. Lineage: Eukaryota; Viridiplantae; Streptophyta; Magnoliopsida; Malpighiales; Euphorbiaceae. The record is from RefSeq and is a predicted model, not a curated record.
AUGAAGCCCAGAAGCAGCCGGGGGGAAAGUGAAACCCAACGGGCAUGGACCAGGCAAAGGGCAGAAGCGAUGAGCAAAAGGGCGCCGCUGGAAGUAGGCAACCAGGGAAGGGGAAGCCGAGCAACCGAAGGUCAAGCAGGGACAGAGGAAAAGAGGGGAGGCCGGAAAGGGAGGAUUGGCGAGGAAAAAAAAAAGGAGGAAGCGAGGGGAAACACCGAAAGGCGGGCGGGUCCGCCCGCCGCCGGGGGGGGGGGGAGAGAGAGAGCUCUCGCGGGUCCGCCGCCUCCGGGGUGGGGGGUGAGAGAAGAGCGCGCGCAAACAAAACAACGGAGUGAGAGAGGAAAGAUUCCGUCCCGGCUGGUAUUUGGGGCAACGAGCGUCUACGCCGGGGGGGGGUGCAGCGAAGCAGCAGGGCAGGAGAAAAGCGGGCAGGCGGGGCCGGAAGGGACAAGGCCGGGGAGGAGGCUGCCCGGCCAGGGGAGAAGGCAGCGGCGCCGGGGGCGAAGAGCGGCGGAACGGGGAAGGGGCCGGCCAGGGGUGGAAAUGGCCCACCAGGAGGAGGCGGGGCGGCAGGAGCGAAGAAGCGGAAGCAAGACCAAAGCGCCGGUCGGGAAAGCCGGGAAGGGACCCGGGGGGGGAGAACGAGCAAGCCGGCGGGGGCGGAGCGGAGCCGGAAUCGAGCAGGCAGCGGCGGCCAGCCAAGGGAAAGGGCGGCGGAGCGGCGUGGACCCAGGCGGCCGCAGGCAGACUAGCGGGCAACCAAAACCCGGAGAGACGGCGGGCGGAGCGGGAGCGGGGAACACGGCCGCCAGGCCAGAGACAGGGCAAAGGGAGAGGCGCCAGGCUAACGGAGGGGAAGGGGAGGGCGAGCCCCAGAGCGCGAAAGAAAGGGGGCGCGGCCCAGCGGCGGGACCGGGCACACAUCUGCGAUAG